AUGGAGGAAAAGGCUUCACAGAAAGCGUUACUAACGCAAACUGUAAAUGAAAUUGUCAAACUCCUAAUCGAUGCUCAUAAUCAAAAAAAGGACAUCAAUUUGAAUCGACUAAAGUGUUUGGUUGCUCAAAAGAAUGGUUUAAGUUUCCAACCAAAACUUGUCGACAUAAUCGCCGGUGUUCCUGCUGACUUCAAGGAUGCUCUUCUUCCAAAACUCAAAGCAAAACCGGUGCGAACAGCUUCCGGCAUUGCAGUUGUCGCCGUGAUGAGCAAACCCCAUAGAUGUCCGCACAUCAAUUUCACUGGAAACAUUUGCGUCUAUUGUCCUGGAGGUCCGGACUCCGAUUUUGAAUAUUCAACGCAGAGUUAUACCGGAUAUGAGCCGACGAGUAUGCGAGCCAUUCGAGCAAGGUAUAAUCCGUAUCUUCAGACUCGUGGCCGUCUCAAUCAACUUAUUCAGUUAGGGCAUUCUGUUGACAAGGUAGAGUUCAUUGUAAUGGGCGGAACUUUUAUGUCGCUUCCUGAAGAUUACCGUGAUUACUUUAUCAGAAAUUUGCAUGAUGCUCUCAGUGGGCAUACAUCAUCAUCGGUUAAAGAGGCGGUAGCGUAUUCAGAACGAAGCAAGAUGAAGUGCAUCGGAAUCACAAUCGAAACCCGGCCGGACUACUGCUUGCCUCGUCACCUGAAUGAUAUGCUUCUUUACGGCUGUACAAGAUUAGAAAUUGGAGUGCAAUCGACAUAUGAAGACGUUGCGAGAGAUACGAAUAGAGGACAUACAGUAAAAUCAGUAUGUGAAACAUUUCACAUGGCGAAAGACACCGGCUAUAAAGUGGUUAUUCACAUGAUGCCUGAUUUGCCGAAUGUCGGAUUAGAAAGAGACAAAGAGCAAUUUCUAGAAUUGUUUGAAAGUCCCCAUUUUCGGCCAGAUGGCCUGAAACUUUAUCCGACAUUAGUUAUCAGAGGAACUGGGUUAUAUGAAUUGUGGAAAACAGGAAGAUAUCAGAGUUAUCCACCUUCAGUUCUGGUUGAUCUCGUUGCCACAAUUUUAUCUCUUGUCCCUCCAUGGACUCGUGUCUACCGUGUUCAACGAGAUAUUCCAAUGCCUUUGGUCUCAUCAGGUGUUGAACACGGAAAUCUUCGCGAACAUGCAAUGGCGAAAAUGAAAGAGCUUGGACUGAAAUGUCGAGAUGUUCGAACAAGAGAAGUCGGAAUUCAAGAAAUUCACAAUAAAGUUCGGCCAGAAGAUGUUGAGCUCAUUCGAAGGGAUUAUGUCGCGAAUGGAGGAUGGGAGACGUUCAUUUCGUAUGAAGAUCCAAAACAAGACAUUCUCAUCGGGUUACUCAGACUCAGAAAAAUUUCUGAUAAGGCACAUCGACCAGAAUUAAAGGGGAAUGUGUCUGUGGUUCGUGAGCUUCACGUUUAUGGUUCUGUUGUUUCGGUUGCUGACAGGGAUCCAAAAAAAUUCCAGCAUCAGGGUUAUGGCCAGCUGUUAAUGGAGGAAGCAGAAAGAAUUGCUCGAGAGGAGCAUGGAUCAGUUAAGCUUGCUGUGAUUUCUGGAGUUGGAACCCGAGAUUAUUACAGAAAACUUGGAUAUGAAAUUGAUGGUCCAUAUAUGAGCAAGUCAUUGUUGGAUAAUGUUUGA
Molecule: messenger RNA, 1641 nt
Organism: Caenorhabditis bovis
Lineage: Eukaryota; Metazoa; Nematoda; Chromadorea; Rhabditida; Rhabditidae
Source: the annotation of a GenBank genome assembly